AUGAAGUUAAUGUUUUAUUCUCAUUUCUAUUUUCUCUCUUCCUCUCUCCCCAAACAGCGUACAGCAUUUCUGCUGGCGGCACUACUACUGGUAGUCGUCCAUGCCGAAGAAGAAAAGCAACCAGCCGGAGCUGAGGAUAAAAAAAUCGAAACCAAAGCUGAGGAUGAGAAAAAAUCAUCCGAUGGUACCGAUGAGACAACAAAAACAAAACGUGGUCUCCAUCAUUUCGAAGAUUAUCACCAUCAUUCGUAUCCGAUACAUGAGCAGAAAACUUUAACUAUUGUCAAGAAGGUACCCUACCCAGUACCUGUGGAAAAACAUGUCCAUGUUCCCGUCGAGAAACAUGUACCCUUCCCCGUUGAGGUGAAAGUGCCCAAACCAUAUCCUGUGGUUAAGCAUGUACCCUAUGAGGUUAAGGAAAUAGUUAAGGUGCCACAUGAAAUUCCAGCUCCAUAUCCUGUCGAGAAGAAAGUUCCCGUACCAGUACAUGUACCCUAUGAUCGUCCAGUCCCCGUAAAGGUAUACGUGCCAGCACCAUAUCCAGUAGAGAAGAAAGUGCAUGUGCCUGUUAAGGUUCAUGUUCCAGCACCAUAUCCAGUGGAGAAGAAGGUCCCAUAUCCAGUGAAGGUCCAUGUGCCCGUCGAGAAACCAUAUCCAGUUGAGAAGGUUGUCCACUAUCCCGUUAAGGUGCCUGUUGAGAAGCCAGUACCUUAUCCAGUUGAAAAGCCCGUGCCUUAUCAUGUUGAAAAGCCUGUACCAGUGCCUGUGAUUAAGAAGGUCCCUGUUCCUGUGCAUGUUCCCUAUGACAGACCUGUGCCAGUGCAUGUCGAGAAACCAGUACCCUAUGAAGUUAAGGUUCCCGUCCCCGCUCCCUAUCCCGUUGUCAAGGAAAUCCCAGUUAAGGUUGAAAAACAUGUACCCUAUCCCGUCCAUGUACCCUAUGAAAAGCCUGUCCCCGUCCACUUAGAGAAACAUGUACCCGAAUACCAUGAGAAGCAUAUCUCCUACAAGGAACCCGAAUUUAUUCACAAGAAAAUCGAGGAACAUCACCAUGAACCCCUGCAACACUACGGAGGCCAUCACGAAGUGGCCAUCCAUGAGGAUCAUGAGGUGGAUCACGGUCACAGCUAUGGUUAUCAUGGCUAUGGCCAUCAUCAUCAGUAUUACUAA
Musca vetustissima is the source of this 1170-nucleotide messenger RNA. RefSeq names its product skin secretory protein xP2-like. Bases 1 to 1170 code for a protein of 389 amino acids. Lineage: Eukaryota; Metazoa; Arthropoda; Insecta; Diptera; Muscidae. The transcript is spliced from 2 exons. The record is from RefSeq and is a predicted model, not a curated record.